AUGGAGGACGAAAACGAAACAUCCAAGGUACACCUUACGAGCUCUGAACAUGAACAACUGAUCGAAGAACAAUCAGACGAGAUGUCCGCAGUCACCGAGACCGAGACUGGCGAGAUCAGAGCUACUGAUGCCUCAGGAAACGUUACUUCAGGAAGCGUAACUUCAGAGGAAGCUUUGUCUGACCUUGACUUGCGAUCGGACCAGAACUCCCCAUCCAACGAAAUUCACGACAUUGAAGUCACUCAGCACACCCCAGGUAGCGAUACUGCAGAGAACAAAUCUCAUGGAAUAGAGCUUCCCAAUUCGUCGGAUCUUGCCUUGCAGCUUCCCACGACAGAUAUUUCCGAGCUAGAAAUCUCCGAACCAGAAGUUUCCGAGCCAGAAGAUCCCGGAAACGCGUCCCUUGAAAUUGAAGUUACUCAACUUUCAGAGUCCUCAGCUGAACCUAUCGAAAUUGAGGUUCCUCAACUUUCCAGCCCUUCACCUGAACCCAUCGAAAUCGACGUGCCCGAACAAUCAAAAUCCCCACCCGAGUUACCCGAGCUACCCGACUCUGGACCGCAAGAUCACAGCGGAUCCGACGCAGACAACGAGUGUUCUGACGAAGAGCCCCCUCGAGCCCUUGGGGAAUGGCAACUCCGCCAAUUAGCAGAGAACGCACUUGAGAUUGCUUUGGACGUAUCCAUUCCGAAAUCAUCCCCAUCGCCAAGCGACUCGAACACAUGCAAACCGCGAACUCCGCUCCCCGAUCGAGUCUGGCACCCAUCAUCAACCGACCCAACGCGAGCGAACAAACCAAAAUGCCCGCCAUGCGAACGCAAGAAGAAGAGGUUUGAUUGUUUGGGAAGUCCGCCUUGUAAUGAAUGUAGCAAGAGAAACAUGACUGCUGAGCAAUGUGCUUCAUACGCACUGGUCAGGAGACGAGGAAAGAGAAGAUUGCAAGAUGAUGAUGGGAUGGUUACACAAAAAGCGGGGAAACGAGGGAAGAGAAGAUGA
Sclerotinia borealis F-4128 is the source of this 996-nucleotide messenger RNA. Lineage: Eukaryota; Fungi; Ascomycota; Leotiomycetes; Helotiales; Sclerotiniaceae. The record is from the annotation of a GenBank genome assembly.